CAAGCUCUGCUUUCCUCAUUUUCUCUAAACCGAAAAACUCAGCAAAAAUCACACCAUGCAAAUGGAAAAGCUUCUUCUUUUUCUCCUCUUGUUCUUCUCAAUCCUGCUUUCCCCUGCAGCUUACACUCCCCCAAAUCACUUCUUCAUCAACUGUGGCUCAGAUACAAACGCAAGCGUCAGCGGCAACCCCAACCGGACCUUUAUCGGGGAUUUGAUCUACCCAGACCGAAAAACUCAGCAAAAAUCACACCAUGCAAAUGGAAAAGCUUCUUCUUUUUCUCCUCUUGUUCUUCUCAUCAAUCCUGCUUUCCCCUGCAGAUUACACUCGCCCAGAUCACUUCUUCAUCAACUGUGGCUCAAAAGCCAACUCCAGCCGCAGCGAUGGCCGGACCUUUAUCGGGGAUUUGAUCUACCCAGGUGGUUCCUUGUCUUUUACCAAGCAAAGAAGCUCUGUGAUAACCAACAGCCAGACAUCAGAUGUUCUGUACCAAACAGCAAGAAUUUUCAAGCAGCAGUCUUCCUACAAGUUUGACAUCGACACUGCUGGGAUUUAUCUGGUACGUCUUCAUUUCUUCAAUUCAACUGAUGUCUCCACAGCUGUUUUUUAUGUUUCGACUGAUCGAGUUUCCCAGUUGAAAAAUUUCACCAUUCCAAGAAGCAGUACCAACGAUAGCAAUUCUCCCCUUAUAGACGAAUUCCUCCUAAACAUCCCUCAAGGAAAAUUUUCGAUCUACUUUACCCCUCAAGGAUCCUCUUUCGCCUUCAUAAACGCCCUAGAAGUCUUCCUUGCCCCAGAAAAUUUCAUCCCUGACAAGGCUCCAACACCAACUAAUAAAAAGUAUACUGGUAUCCUCUCCAACGCUUUACAGACAAUUUACAGAAUCAAUGUUGGGGGAGAAACAAUAACACCAGAGACUGAUACCUUAUGGAGGACAUGGAAGCCUGAUGAUGAGUUUUUAUAUAAUCCGAACACGGGAAAGAGCGCAUCAACUUCGGGUUUGCCUAAGUAUAAUGGAGAAGUUACUAAUUAUAUUGCACCUGCUCCGGUGUACCAAACUGCCAGACGGAUGAACACAGAUGGUGGUUCUAACUUCUCAAACAUAUCCAAUAUUAUGACGUGGUCCUUCAGUGUGUCUAAGAAUUCUAGCCAUUUUGUUCGGGUUCAUUUUUGUGACAUUGUUGGUACAUCAGUGGGUAGCAUUAUAUUCAUUUUGUACCUAAAUGGCAUCGACCCUCAGAAAGUCGAUUCCUAUGAAAUAUCAGGCGACUUGCUUACUCCGUUUUACUUGGAUUUUGUAGUUGAUUCUGAUGAGUCAGGGGUUAUGAAUAUCUACCUUGUUCCCUCGGAAGAUUCACCGGAGGUUCUUAUGACAUAUUUGAAUGGAGUGGAGAUAAUGGAGAUUAUAGGGGAAUUAAAUGUAGUUAUCGAGCCAGAUAAAAGUAAGAAAACUGUCUUCCUUGUGGUCGGUCCUGUUGGGGGUCUACUUGUUUGCGUCUUGGCAGUUGGGUUGUUUAUUUUUUUGAAGAAGAGGAAGAGAAGAUCGGUUGAAACUUCAGUUUGGUCGCCGUUCAAUGUACACGGCGGCGGAAGCUCCAAUAGCAAGGGGACUGACAGAACCAUCAAUGUCUUCCGGUUCCCAAAUUUGAACCUUGGCCUGAGAAUGCCCUUCACCGAAAUUCAGUCUGCUACAAACAAUUUUGAUGAGAAGCUGCAGAUUGGAAAGGGUGGAUUCGGAAAUGUUUACAUAGGAAAAUUCAAAAACGGCUCGAAAGCUGCAGUAAAACGGGGUCAACCAAGGUCCAGCCAAGGGUUAUCGGAAUUUCAUACAGAAAUCAUGAUCCUAUCCAAAAUCCGCCACCGCCAUCUUGUUUCCCUGAUAGGAUACUGUGAUGAAAGGUCUGAGAUGAUACUGGUAUAUGAAUUAAUGAAAAAUGGAACAUUGCGGGAUCAUCUUUACAAAACAAACCUGCCCUGCUUGCCCUGGAAACAAAGACUUCAAAUCUGCAUCGAUGCAGCUAGAGGCCUUCAUUACCUCCACAAAGAAUGUGCUGGCGGAAUCAUCCAUCGUGAUAUCAAGUCGACGAACAUCCUGCUCGAUGAAAACCUCAUCGCCAAAGUUGCAGAUUUCGGGCUCUCCAAGUCAGUUCCAAUGGAUCAAACCGAUGUAAGCACAGGGAUCAAAGGCACAUUUGGUUACCUAGAUCCUGAAUACUUCAAUACACAUCAAUUAACUGAGAAAUCCGAUGUUUACUCCUUCGGCGUGGUGCUUCUUGAGGUGCUAUGUGCAAGACCAGCUAUUAUUAGUGGAGAUCCCCAGCUUCCAAUGGAACAGGUGAACUUAGCGGAAUGGGGACUUCUAUGCCACCGAAAAGGGUUGCUUGAGACGAUCGUGGAUCCAUCAAUAAAGGGUCAGAUCAAUCCCAACUCACUGAGGAUAUUUGCGGAGACGGUAAAGAAAUGUCUGCUAGAAGAUGGUGCGAAUCGACCUAGCAUGGACAAAGUGCUGUGGGACUUGGAAUAUGCUUUACAUCUCCAGCAAACUGCAGUGUACAGAGAGCCUCAUGAGGACAGCACCAUUGAUGCUACCUUUGGUUUGCGAUUGGUUAACGUCCAACGACUCCCUUCACUUAGCCUGCAAAUUGAGAAAGACGACAUGCCCAUUUUGAGGGACAGCACUACAGAUGAGGCUUUCCCAUCUGCUAGUGAGUUUUUUCACAACUGAGAGUCAACGGUGCAAGAUAAGGCCUUUAAUUCUCUUUCAAAUUGGUCUUUAAAUGUGAGGCUAUACUCUGCAUUAUGAUCAGUCCAUC
This is a messenger RNA of Rubroshorea leprosula, 2811 nucleotides long. NCBI's taxonomy places the organism in Eukaryota, Viridiplantae, Streptophyta, Magnoliopsida, Malvales, Dipterocarpaceae. The record is from the annotation of a GenBank genome assembly.